ACCCUCUCUGUUGGUUGUGUUGCUGGAUGCUGUCGGGAAGAAGAAUGGUCAGGAAGUCCCUGGUGGCCGGGCUGCUGGCGGUGCUUGUGAUGGCGGCGGGCCUGCUCCUGGGCCUGCUUCUGGGGAUGGGGAAGAGGGAGCGCACCGCUCCCAACAACCACUUCUACUCCAAGGCCGCCGUGGCAGCCGACGCUGGCACAUGCUCAGAAGUGGGGAGAGACAUCCUGAAAAGGAACGGCUCGGCGGUGGACGCGGCCAUCGCCUCCCUGCUCUGCGUGGGGCUCCUGAACGCCCACAGCAUGGGCAUCGGCGGGGGGCUGUUCUUCGUCAUACACAAUGCCUCCACCGGUAAAACCGAGACCAUCGACGCCAGAGAGACAGCGCCGAUGAAGGCCACUGAAGAUAUGUUCGGCAAUGACACCCAGCUCUCUCAUAAAGGCGGAUUGUCCAUCGCCAUUCCGGGGGAGAUCCGCGGCUACGAGAUGGCACACAAGAGGCAUGGCAGGCUGCCCUGGAGGGAGCUGUUCCAGCCCAGCAUAGCCCUGGCCCGCGACGGCUUCCCCGUCGGAAAGGCCCUGGCACACGCCAUCUUCAAGAGCAAAGAGUCCAUUCAGCAAGACGGCACCCUGUGCGACGUGUUUUGUGACUCUGAGAGAAACAUCCUGAAAGAAAACGACAUUCUUCGCUUCCCCAAACUGGCGGACACGUACGAGCGGAUCGCGGACGGGGGGGCCGACGUCUUCUACAGCGGCUCCCUGGCCCGCAGCAUCGUGGACGAUGUCCAGCAAGCAGGCGGCAUCAUCACGUUGGAGGACUUGUUGCAGUACCGGCCAGUGCUGAAUGAGAGUCCCCAGAAGCUCAACGUGGGGGACUACACCAUGCAGGUCCCAGACGCCCCCUCCAGCGGCCCCGUGCUGGCCCUCAUCCUCAACAUCCUAGAUGGGUAUAACUUCACGGGGAGGAGCGUCUCGACGGCGGAGAAGAAGACCCUGACCUACCACCGCAUCCUUGAAGCAUUUCGCUUCGCUUACGCCAAGAGGAGCAAACUGGGCGACCCGCGCUACCUGAACAUCACAGAUCUGAUCCACAACAUGACGUCGGACUACUUUGGCGAUGGCAUUAGGAGCCGGAUCACAGACGACACCACGCACCCUGACAGCUAUUACGACCCAGAGUACUUCGUCCCUGACAACCACGGGACGGCCCAUCUGUCCGUCAUCGCUGAGGACGGCAGUGCGGUGGCGGUCACUAGCACCAUUAACUUCUACUUUGGUUCAAAGGUCAUGUCCAAGACCACCGGGAUUAUCUUCAACGACGAGAUGGAUGACUUUGGCUCCCCGCACAUAACCAACGGCUUUGGUGUCCCCCCAUCACCAAGCAAUUUCAUCCAACCAGGCAAGAGGCCACUCUCCUCCAUGUGUCCAUCCAUCAUCUUCGAUAAAGACAACAAAGUUAAAAUGGUGGUUGGAGCUUCCGGGGGAACAAAGAUCACCACAGCCACUGCCUUAGUGAUCCUGAAUUCGCUAUUCUUCAACUACGACCUGAAGAGAGCCGUCACAGAACCCAGAGUCCACAACCAGCUCAACCCCAACAUAACGGUGGUGGAGCAGGGCUUCGAGGAGAGCGUCCUGGAGGGGCUGACCCUGAAGAACCACGUGACGGAGCUGCAGCCCGUCCCCGACUCGGUGGUGCAGGCGGUGGUGCGGCAGGGGGACCGCCUCUGUGCCGAGUCCGACCCCAGGAAGGGCGGCUACCCGGCGGGGUACUGA
Molecule: messenger RNA, 1769 nt
Organism: Gadus chalcogrammus (walleye pollock)
Lineage: Eukaryota; Metazoa; Chordata; Actinopteri; Gadiformes; Gadidae
Gene: ggt1a
Product: gamma-glutamyltransferase 1a
Exons: 12
Coding region: 27-1769 (580 amino acids)
Biological process (GO): regulation of inflammatory response; peptide modification; glutathione catabolic process
Cellular component (GO): plasma membrane
Molecular function (GO): glutathione gamma-glutamate hydrolase
Source: RefSeq, a predicted model, not a curated record